Molecule: messenger RNA, 1182 nt
Organism: Cladophialophora psammophila CBS 110553
Lineage: Eukaryota; Fungi; Ascomycota; Eurotiomycetes; Chaetothyriales; Herpotrichiellaceae
Product: 26S protease subunit rpt4
Exons: 3
Coding region: 1-1182 (393 amino acids)
Biological process (GO): positive regulation of RNA polymerase II transcription preinitiation complex assembly
Cellular component (GO): cytosolic proteasome complex; proteasome regulatory particle, base subcomplex
Molecular function (GO): proteasome-activating activity; ATP hydrolysis activity; ATP binding
Source: RefSeq, a predicted model, not a curated record
AUGGAUGGAAGCGGUGAUCCAGAGCGGCAGCUGGCCCUUGAACUCUAUAAACAGAAAUUACUAGAUUCCAGAGAAUGGGAGGCCAAGUUAAAAGCCCUUCGAAUGGACAUCAAAGGCCUCCAAAAAGAGUUUGAAACAACAGAGGAGAACAUCAAGGCAUUACAGAGCGUCGGACAAAUCAUCGGUGAAGUUCUGAAGCAGCUUGACGAGGAGCGAUUCAUUGUCAAGGCAUCCUCCGGCCCAAGAUACGUCGUCGGCUGCCGAUCCAAAGUCGACAAGUCCAAACUGAAACAAGGCACGCGAGUGGCGCUCGACAUGACCACUCUGACUAUCAUGAGAAUGCUUCCAAGAGAAGUCGACCCCUUGGUCUAUAACAUGUCUUUAGAAGAUCCUGGUCAAGUCUCCUUCGCCGGAAUUGGUGGGUUGAACGAUCAAAUCCGAGAACUGCGGGAGGUAAUCGAGCUGCCUCUCAAGAAUCCCGAGUUGUUUCUCCGAGUUGGUAUCAAGCCUCCCAAAGGCGUGUUGCUCUAUGGGCCUCCGGGAACGGGGAAGACGUUGUUGGCAAGAGCAGUGGCGAGCAGUCUAGACACAAAUUUCUUGAAAGUUGUGUCGUCUGCGAUUGUUGACAAAUACAUCGGCGAGUCGGCGAGGCUGAUCCGCGAGAUGUUCGGCUACGCGAAAGAACAUGAGCCUUGUAUCAUCUUCAUGGACGAAAUCGAUGCUAUUGGCGGGAGACGUUUCAGCGAAGGAACUUCUGCCGACCGAGAAAUUCAGAGGACGUUGAUGGAGCUUCUGAACCAGCUCGAUGGUUUCGACUACCUAGGAAAGACCAAGAUCAUCAUGGCCACCAACCGACCCGACACCCUGGAUCCUGCAUUGUUGCGAGCAGGUAGACUGGACCGAAAGAUUGAGAUUCCGCUGCCUAAUGAGGUUGGCCGUUUGGAGAUUCUGAAGAUCCAUGCUGCCGGAGUGGUGACCGAAGGCAACAUUGACUUUGAAAGUGUGGUCAAGAUGAGCGACGGUCUCAACGGCGCCGACUUGCGAAACGUCGUCACCGAAGCCGGCUUGUUCGCCAUCAAGGAUUACAGAGAUGCGGUCAACCAGGACGACUUCAACAAGGCGGUGAGGAAAGUGGCGGAGGCGAAGAAACUUGAGGGCAAGUUGGAAUACCAGAAAUUGUAA